GUCGUGCAUUUUUAUUAUUUUUCAAAAGUACAAACAAACUAUUAAACAUUUAUAAAUAAUUGUAUUGGCGCCUUAAAAUCACAAGAACGUGCAUCCACCACCGUGCAUUAGUUCUACUACAAUAUUCCCGGUGUAUUUGUUCCUUAAUUUUUUUUUAAAUGCAGACAUCAAACAGAUCUUUUAGUUGUCAAAAACAAAAUUGCAUCGAAAUCGAAACAAACAAAAAGAAUAAACAAAUAAAAUGGAUAGAAUAACAGCUGAAAUUAUAAAAGAGCUUGUAGAGUCAUCAAGCAGCGACGACGGCGAUGAAAUUCUUGAAAUGAUUUUAGAUUUCAGCUCCGACGAUUCUGAAGAAGACCAUCAAAAGCAUGAAUUGUCUGAACAUUUCAUGAAUCUUUUGGAUGCAUAUAGCGAAUCAGAUUUUAAAUCUCAUUUCGGUUUGGAACGUUCAACAAUCGAAAAACUAACAAUUCCCUACUCCAAAUCUGAAUUCACGCCAGUAACAACGCAUAGAGGCAAAUCCAAAAUAGGCCCCAGAAAAGAAAUGUACAUGUAUGUUUGGUACAUUAGUAACACAAUAACAUUUAGAGAGCUUGGGGAAUUGUUUGGUGUUCCCAAGUCGUCUGGUUGGACUGCAGUUCAACGUGUUUCCUCCUGGCUCGUAGCCGAUUGUCGGCGCUAUGUGAAAUGGCCACAAGGAGCGUUAGUAGCAGAAAAUUGCUUAAAAUUUGAAUCACAAAGUAGAAUACCCGAUAUAUUGGGUGCAAUUGGCUGCACACAUGUAAAAAUCAAUGCCCCCAAAAUCGAUAAGAAAAGCUAUGCGAAUGGAAAGAAAUCCUUCACAAUCGCCCUGCAAGCAGUUGUCGAUGCUGACAAACGAUUUAUUGAUAUUUGUUGUGGAGAACCAGGAUCUUUUCACGAUAGCAUAGUUCUUGAGAGUUCGCCAUUGUUUCGAAAAGCCGAAAACAAUUGUAUCCAACUAUUUCCAUCGAAUACGUUUAUUUUGGGUCAUUCAGCAUAUCCUGCUCAAAAUUGGUUAGUGACACCUUUUACAGAUAAUGGAAGCUUAACCGAGCAACAAAUGUCCUUCAAUGAAUUACAUUCAUCUACCCGAAAUAUAGUGAAAACUGUAUUUAGUUUGUUGAAAAGCAGAUUUAAAAGACUACUUCAUUUCUCAGAACAACGUUGCCUUGAAUCGGUUAUAAAGAUUGUUGUAAGUGCUUGCAUUCUUCACAACAUUUGUAUUUCUUUAAAUGACGAAUAUUUGGGUGAAAUAGAAGAUGAAGAAGAAAAUUUUGAUUUGCAGAAUAAUUCAAGUGAUUCAUUGGUUGAUUUUUGUGAAAAUCGACGACAAAUGGUUUUUAAAUAUUUAAUUGAUCAUAAGGUUAUCUAAAAAUGACUAUCUGUUUUAAUAAAGUGAUGAAAGACUAAAACGUAAUUAAAUUGAAUUUUUAUUAUUUUUUAUAUUUAUGUCUACAAGAUAAAUGAGACUAGUUUUAGUAAAUCGCUUGCUCUAUGCAAUUUGUUCUCUCCACUUUACUCCUUCUAAUGCUUUGUUCCUUCUGAAAAUAUUUUUUACCAUCCAUCAACUGAGAAAAGUGCCCUGGUGGACACUACAUUUAAGUCGA
This is a messenger RNA of Episyrphus balteatus (marmalade hoverfly), 1628 nucleotides long. RefSeq lists its product as uncharacterized. Lineage: Eukaryota; Metazoa; Arthropoda; Insecta; Diptera; Syrphidae. The record is from RefSeq and is a predicted model, not a curated record. Bases 242 to 1393 code for a protein of 383 amino acids. The transcript is spliced from 3 exons.